GCUCACAUUCAGCCCCACUUCAGCCCUCCCCACAAACGCAGAGAAGGAUUUUAAUGAAAAGGAGUGCGGGGCUGUCCCAGCCCUCAGCGCUUGAACCUCCACCAGCACGACCUUCCCCUUCGGGGUGCUCACAAUCGCUCCCCAACUUUAAACAGCUUUGGGUUCGCAGAAGGUAGAAGCGGAGGAUAAGCUGUUUUGAAAUCAGUGCUGGAGGGGAGGAAAAAAAAAAAAAAAAAAAAACCACGAGCUCCAUCUCCUCCAAUGAAAGAGGUACCACAGGGUGUAGGCAGGUUGCCAGGCGAGCUCGGCAGCGUGACCGCACUGCAUUGAGUUUCUUUAAUGAAAGCCAGGAAAGAACACAUUACACAGUGUUUCUUCUGCGAGCUCGCUAGCCUCCAGUGAUUGAAAUCAAUAAAAACAGUCGGCAAGGGGCCCAGUGGGGGAAGAGAGAAAUCUCCACUACAGCAUUCAGUUUGCUUUCCACUUUCUCCCUCCCCCCUGAAGUUAAACUCUGAAGCUCACCAUGACAAGCGGCUUCGCUUUCAGCGCUCGGCAGACUCUGGUGGGGAUUUAAAGGAAGCGAGUGCUCCAGUUCCCCUCGCUGCCUUCGCUCUCGCCACUCCGCCGCGAAAAUGAAAGGCUGGCUUUGAAUUCGGGUCCUGCCUGGAGAAAGUUCCUGGGGCAAGUGCACCGCUCUGCAUCUCAGGAGAGGGAUGAGUUCUGCAGUUGGAGGAUGUUAGAAGGUGAGAGGGGAAGGAGGAGGAAUCUGAGUCAGCAAGAGCCCGCGGCCAGGCGAGGAUGUCAACCGCGGCAGAGGGCACCUCUGGAUCUGCGGGACUGACCGCAAGCAAACGGCCCCGAUCGCUGUCAUCCGCGUCCUAAGGCAGCCGAAACGCUCGCCUACACGUGACCAACGCGCAGACCCAGUGGCUCAAUCUACGACUGACAUUCUUCUGUGCUUCACAUCACAGAAAUGAGAGAUUGCAGUUUCUGCUGAGCUUACUUUCUAAAGGUUCUGCCUUGAUGGGCAAAAUGCUUCUGCCAGCCAUCAAGAAGGUAAGGGGGUACCUACCAGGAAAGCUGGUAACCAGCAGAGAAGAUACAAAAGCUAAAAUCACUAUGUGGAGCUGUGAAACCUUAAACAGUACCGAGAACAGUGAGGACCAGCAUCUCUGCCAUGACUUCCACCUUGUGCUUUCCAUCUUUUCCCUACUCUACAUCAUUAUAUGUUUCCCAAUCAGCCUUUGCUACAAUGGCUUGCUGGUCCUGGUUAAUCUGUAUAACAAAGCAACUAUGACGAUGCCAGAUGUUUACUUUGUCAACAUAGCCAUUGCCGGUCUCAUCAUCAACGCUCUGGCACCAAUGUACCUUCUAGGUCUUGCCAAUACAAAAUGGGCCAUUUGGAAUUCUAACAACGAAGUUUAUAUUACCUUGCUUAUUUUAUUCAACGUCUCAUCUUUAGUUACCAUGUACUCUACAACGUUACUCAGCCUGGACUACUACAUCGAACGUGCUCUACCUAGAACUUACAUGUCAAGUGUGUACAACACCAAGCACGUCUGUGGAUUCAUAUGGGGUGGAGCCAUGCUGACAAGUUUCUCAUCUCUUCUAUUCUACGUCUGCAAUCACGUAUCCACUAAAAUAAUUGAAUGUUCCAAGAUGCAGAACAAAGAGGCAGCAGAUGCCAUUAUGGUCUUCAUCGGGUAUGUUGUACCAGCUGUCGCAGUACUGUAUGCACUUAUAUUGAUCUUGCGAAUACGCAAAGAGGCUACACCACUGGAUCAAGACACUGGACGAUUAGAUCCGUCAGUGCACAGGCUUUUGAUUGCCACAGUCUGUACACAGUUCACAUUAUGGACACCCUAUUACGUUACCCUUUUGGUAAGCACAUUUACUUAUGCACAAGGAAGACUUGCAGAUGAAAAUUACAAUCGAAUAUUACAUUUUACCAAGAUUUUAUCCAAUUUCUUGGCUUUCUCAAGCAGCUUUGUAAUGCCUCUGCUCUACAGAUACAUUAACAAAAACUUUCCUAACAAACUACGACGUUUGCUUAAAAAGAUACACUGUGGGAAUCAAGGGUGUUCUCACGAACGCACAGUGGUACAGCAAGUUAUGACAUAGGUAUAAAAAAAUACUGGUGCUGUUACUGCAGGACAUAGUGUACAGUAUACCAGCACUCAGACUGCUACUGCUGUGUGGGCACCCAAAGUCACCGAUGUGACAAUCCCAACCAGGAGACUUGGAGGAGCCUUCGAUUAAUAAAACAGUCUUAAUUUUCAAAUAAUUGAUUAUUUGCUGAGAUCUUGUAAGACUCUGGCCUAUGUGCUGUAAUACCUGUGACAUCUAAUAUUUUCAGUGCACUGAACUGGUUACAAAGCGUAGGCUCUGUCUUCAUUGUUCUAAUUCUUGUCUGAAGAAAUCGCUAAGCUGUUUAUUGAAGUACUGACUGAAUACACAGCACCUUGUAUCUUGUAGAGGAAAAGGUAUUACCUUAUUUUCUGUACAAAGAAGUAACAGUGCUAUUCUUGAUGAAGUAAAUAGUAUUUUUCAAUGAAGAUUAUAUAAUGAUCUUUACUAAAGAUCUUAUUAUCCAAUUAUACAUGUCAAAAUAGUAAAUGUUAAUUAUAAAUUAAAUUAUUUAAUUUCUUUCUCCAUAACUGAAUUCCCUCUAAAAGAUGUCUAAUUUACUAUUUUCAGAAAUUAUAUUCUCACACAAACUAACCUAAGUUUUUAACAUGUGCGGAAAAUCAUUUUUUUUCUAGAUAUAACAAUUAACAAAAACUUGUUUAUUCUUCCAGUGCUUUGUUGGCAUCCUAAGACAUUUCAAGAAUUCAGAAAUAUUUAUUAACUAAUUCUAGGGGAACUGAGAGAUGUUUAUCCCACAUAUUAAAAUGAAGGACACAGUGGUUUACAAAGUUAAAUCAAAAUUCAAGUAGUAAAGAAUGUCUGGCUAAGUGUUAUGGUCCACAUAUGUUCAUGUAACAAGAGUAAUUGUCUUAAAAAUAAAUAUGUUUAUGAUUAACAUUUUGUAUUUUCAAGGGAUAUGUUUGCAACAAAUCAAUCGAAAUCUCUUUAAUCUAGGGCAUCACUGGAAGUUUGGAAACCAUACAAAAUCCUUCAAUACUUACAAGAUUUUAAAAUGGGAGUAAUAGGUAUGAAUUCCAGUCAAGGUCAGCUUUUUGCUGACCUGUGAAAAAUGGACUGCCUCCCAACAUGAUUCUUGAAUAUACAGUAAAAGUAUAGUUUUUGUAUUUCACAAUGGGGAUGA
Oxyura jamaicensis (ruddy duck) is the source of this 3268-nucleotide messenger RNA. RefSeq names its product G protein-coupled receptor 146 (gene GPR146). Bases 1024 to 2121 code for a protein of 365 amino acids. The transcript is spliced from 4 exons. Gene Ontology annotation, biological process: G protein-coupled receptor signaling pathway. Gene Ontology annotation, molecular function: G protein-coupled receptor activity. The record is from RefSeq and is a predicted model, not a curated record. NCBI's taxonomy places the organism in Eukaryota, Metazoa, Chordata, Aves, Anseriformes, Anatidae. Gene Ontology annotation, cellular component: membrane.